Molecule: messenger RNA, 2757 nt
Organism: Neomonachus schauinslandi (Hawaiian monk seal)
Lineage: Eukaryota; Metazoa; Chordata; Mammalia; Carnivora; Phocidae
Product: zinc finger protein 787
Exons: 5
Coding region: 1-2094 (697 amino acids)
Biological process (GO): regulation of transcription by RNA polymerase II
Cellular component (GO): nucleus; transcription regulator complex; PcG protein complex
Molecular function (GO): DNA-binding transcription activator activity, RNA polymerase II-specific; RNA polymerase II cis-regulatory region sequence-specific DNA binding
Source: RefSeq, a predicted model, not a curated record
AUGAAACAUAAGAAAGUCUAUAUACAAAAGAAACUCUUGAAAUGUAAUGAAUGUGAGAAAGUUUUCAACCAGAGCUCAUCCCUUACUCUUCAUCAGAGAAUUCAUACUGGAGAGAAACCCUAUGCAUGUGUUGAAUGUGGGAAAACCUUCAGCCAGAGUGCAAACCUAGCUCAACAUAAGAGAAUACAUACUGGAGAGAAACCCUAUGAAUGUAAAGAAUGUAGGAAAGCCUUCAGCCAGAAUGCACACCUUGCUCAACAUCAGAGAGUUCAUACUGGAGAGAGACCUUAUCAAUGUAAAGAAUGUAAAAAAGCCUUCAGCCAGAUUGCACACCUGGCUCAACAUCAGAGAGUUCAUACUGGAGAGAGACCUUUUGAAUGUAUUGAAUGUGGAAAAGCCUUCAGUAAUGGUUCAUUUCUCGCUCAGCAUCAGAGAAUUCAUACAGGAGAAAAACCUUAUGUAUGUAAUGUGUGUGGGAAAGCCUUUAGCCAUCGUGGAUACCUAAUUGUACAUCAGAGAAUUCAUACUGGAGAGAGACCAUAUGAAUGUAAGGAAUGUAGGAAAGCUUUCAGCCAAUAUGCACACCUUUCUCAACAUCAGAGAGUUCAUACUGGAGAAAAACCUUAUGAAUGUAAAGUAUGCAGGAAAGCCUUCAGCCAGAUUGCAUACCUUGAUCAACAUCAGAGGGUUCAUACUGGAGAAAAACCCUAUGAGUGUAUUGAAUGUGGGAAGGCCUUUAGCAAUAGUUCAUCACUUGCACAACAUCAGAGAAGUCAUACUGGAGAAAAACCUUAUAUGUGCAAGGAAUGUAGGAAAACAUUUAGCCAGAAUGCAGGCCUUGCUCAACAUAAGCGAAUUCAUACUGGAGAGAAACCUUAUGAAUGUAAUAUUUGUGGGAAGGCCUUUAGCUAUAGUGGAUCUCUUACUCUACAUCAAAGAAUUCAUACAGGAGAGAGACCCUAUGAAUGUAAGGAUUGCAGGAAAUCUUUCAGGCAGCGUGCCCAUCUUGCCCAGCAUGAGAGAAUUCAUACUAUGGAAAAACCAUGCAACAAAGCGGGCGAGGUCCUCAGGCACAGAGAAUAUUUGAGCACCCAUAUUUAUAACAGCAUUAUUCACAGUGGCCAGAAGCCCUACAUCUGUAACGAGUGCGGCAAGAGCUUCAGCCAUUGGUCCAAGCUGACGCGGCACCAGCGCACGCACACGGGCGAGCGGCCCAACGCCUGCGCCGACUGCGGCAAGACCUUCUCGCAGAGCUCGCACCUCGUGCAGCACCGGCGCAUCCACACGGGCGAGAAGCCGUACGCCUGCUCCGAGUGCGGCAAGCGCUUCAGCUGGAGCUCCAACCUCAUGCAGCACCAGCGCAUCCACACGGGCGAGAAGCCCUACGCCUGCCCCGACUGCGGCCGCAGCUUCACGCAGAGCAAGAGUCUGGCCAAGCACCGGCGCUCGCACAGCGGCCUCAAGCCCUUCGUGUGCCCGCGCUGCGGCCGCGGCUUCAGCCAGCCCAAGAGCCUGGCGCGCCACCUGCGGCUGCACCCCGAGCUCUCGGGCCCCGGCGUGGCGGCCAAGGUGCUGGCGGCCAGUGUGCGCCGGGCCAAGGCGCCCGAGGAGGCGGCGGCGGCGGACGGCGAGAUCGCCAUCCCGGUGGGCGACGGCGAGGGCAUCAUCGUGGUGGGCGCGCCGGGCGAGGGGGCCGCGGCGGCCGCAGCCAUGGCGGGCGCGGGGGCCAAGGCGCCGGGGCCGCGCUCGCGGCGCGCCCCGGCCCCCAAGCCGUACGUGUGCGUGGAGUGCGGGAAGGGCUUCGGGCACGGGGCGGGGCUCCUGGCCCACCAGCGCGCCCAGCACGGGGACGGGUUCGGGGCGGCGGGGGGCGAGGAGCCGGCGCACAUCUGCGUGGAGUGCGGCGAGGGCUUCGUGCAGGGCGCCGCGCUGCGGAGACACAAGAAGGUGCACGCCGUGGGUGCGCCGUCGGUCUGCAGCCGCUGCGGACAGAGCUACUACCGGGCGGGCGGGGAGGACGACGACGACGACGACGACGACGACGAGGCGGCUGGCGGACGCUGCAGCGAGUGCCGCGGCGGGGAGGGCCGGUAGGGGCGGCGGCCCGGGGGGGCAGGGCCCCUCGGGCUUGGCGGGGACGAUGGCGCAGGACCCGGAGGCCGGAGAGAGACGGACAGAGGGCCCCACGGGCGGCGGAGGCCUCGUCUCCCUCCCCCGCCCCGCCCCGUCCCGCCCCGCCGGGUGGUCCGCGCUGUGGGGACGGGCGGCCCGGGGCGCUAGGGCCCUCCCGCCCCCGCCCUGCGCCUUGCAGCCUGCAGCCUGCCCCAGCCUGGCCUGCCCUUCUGGUUCUCGGCGAGCCCGGGAGAGACCGCGCGCGGGAACUGGAGACCGAGGGAGGACGGAGCCCACGACCGAAAGAGCGGCCCCUGGUCCCUCUUUCUCUUGCCCCGCCGCCCGGAAGGCCCCGCCCUUCCGCUUCACAAGGGCCGCACGGAGCGAAGGGAGGGGGUCCUUUUCCCCUUAGAGUUUUCUUUUGAUCACACCCGCCUCCCGACCACCCUUCCAUUAAUUUGUCUCUACUUCCCCGCGGGUCCUAUUCUUUUUCUUGGCCCUCGUCCCUCUCCCCUUCCUGGGUUUGGGGUCGUGGAGGAGUGCUGGAGCAGGACUAGGCCCUGUUCCCAGCAGACCCCGCAGAGAUGGGGUCCCGUCUAUUCCCUGGCCUGGACGCGGCUGAAGGAGGGGCGCGGGGGCAAUAAA